Populus nigra (black poplar) is the source of this 1436-nucleotide messenger RNA. RefSeq lists its product as uncharacterized. Bases 233 to 1117 code for a protein of 294 amino acids. Gene Ontology annotation, molecular function: phosphoprotein phosphatase activity. Lineage: Eukaryota; Viridiplantae; Streptophyta; Magnoliopsida; Malpighiales; Salicaceae. The transcript is spliced from 6 exons. The record is from RefSeq and is a predicted model, not a curated record.
AUCAAAUCUAAGAAUAAUCACUCAACUCACCUCCGACCACCACACCCACAUCAUCUCUCCUCAUCACCAUCACCAUAAUAAAAGCACGGAAUUAUAGAAUAAUAGAAUAAAACAAACACACACAGCGAGGAAAAAAAAUUUGAUUGGCUCUCUUAACAGCUUAGACUAUUACCUCCACCAAGAAAAACAGAUUUUAAAUUACUUGUAAAAUCGAACAAGCUACUGGUCAUCAAUGGCUGAGUUGACUCAGCCGGAGGUGGUUUACUCACCGCGUUCAAUACAAUUAUGGAGGACACUAUGGGACUGGCUAGCUUUCUUCUUCCAUAUCUUUCUACAGAUCCUUAGAGCCGUCGGACCCCAAACUCUCUCUUCUUCUCACCCUUUCAAACCUUUGCCUCUCGUCGAGUUGCCUGAUACCACCGAUCCUCCUCCCGCCACCGUCGAGAUCUCCGCUGGCACCGACGCCGUUUCCGCUAACGAACCUAUCCAGAAACUCAAGGUGGUUCUUGACUUGGAUGAAACUUUAGUAUGUGCUUAUGAGACAUCUAGUUUGCCAGCUGCUCUGCGCAAUCAAGCAACAGAAGCUGGGUUGAAGUGGUUUGAGCUGGAUUGCGUAUCUUCAGACAAGGAAUGCGAAGGGAAACCUAAGAUCAAUUAUGUCACGGUCUUUGAGCGUCCAGGGUUAGAUGAAUUCCUAAAACAACUUAGUGAAUUUGCAGAGCUUGUGCUAUUUACCGCUGGACUUGAAGGUUAUGCCAGACCACUUGUUGACAGAAUAGAUGCAGAAAAUCGAUUUAGUCUACGUCUUUAUCGGCCUUCAACAUCUAGCACGGAGUAUCGGGAGCAUGUGAAAGAUCUCUCCUGCAUAUCAAAGGAUCCAUGCCGGAUUGUUAUUGUUGACAACAAUCCAUUCAGUUUCUUGUUGCAACCACUAAAUGGAAUUCCAUGCGUUCCAUUUUCUGCAGGACAACCGCAUGAUACACAGCUUCUGGAUGUACUUCUUCCACUCCUCAAGCAACUCUCUCAGCAGAAAGAUGUGAGACCUGUACUCUAUGAAAGAUUCCACAUGCCUGAAUGGUUUCAAAAGCAGGGAAUCCCUGCUUCUGGUUGGACGUAGCUGGAUAAAAGAUCAUCUGCAAUGAAAGCAGCCCUCCUUUGUACUAUCCACAGUAAUUUCAUUCAAAGGCAGAAUCUCAUUGUAGGAGCGAUGGCUUUUUGUAUAGCAUCAAUGCAUUGAUGGAAGCUGAAGUAACACAGCUUCAGGAAUGGGAUUUAUCUGCUGCUUUUAGUUGUCAAAUAGGUACAACAUUACACUCUGAUUCUUGCUGUAACUUUUUUUAUAUGUUCGCACCUUGCAGUCUGCAUGGUUUGUUUAUGUAUCUUUCAGACUUUUGUAAAUCUGCACCUCAUUAAUGAAGGUUUGUAGUUCCUCAUUA